ACUUUAAUCUCUCUACACUCCAUAACAGUAGGUGGCGGUAUGCAGCUUUGAAGUUGUUUCUCAACCCGCCAUAAAACCUAAAGAAGAAGAAGCGAGACGGACGAGCAGGAAAAUAAACCCACACGCCCGCAUUGAUAACGAUGGAAGUAAAAGAGGAACCUCAGGAACUUGAAGUAGAUGAGAUAAAACAGGAACCUUGUGAUGUCAUCACUGAAGAAAAAUCUUCUGAUUGUUUAGAAACAUCCACUAAGAAAAGAAAAACCCAAUUUUUUUUUACAUGUACAGGUGAUCUUAAUAGACAUUUGAGAAUUUACUCUGAAGAGACAUUGUACAAAUGCACUCAGUGUGGAAUGAGUUUUACACAUUUAAGUCACUUUGAGGCACAUUUGAUAACUCACACUGGAGAAAAGCCCUUCAUCUGUCUUCUGUGUGGAAAGAGUUUUACACAAAAAGGGACCCUUAAGAUGCAUGAACGUAUUCACACUGGAGAGAAACCCUACAUAUGUGCUCAUUGUGGAAAGGGUUUUACACAGAAAGGAUCCCUUAAAGUUCAUGAACUAAUUCACACUGGAGAGAAGCCGUACACCUGUCCUCAAUGUGAAAAGAGUUUCACAAUGAGAAGACAUCUUAAGGAUCAUAUAGCAUUACACACAGGGGUGAAACCUUACACCUGUCCUCAUUGUGGAAAGAGUUUUACACAGAAAGCUCAUCUUAAGAGUCACAUAACAAUUCACACUGGCAAAAGACCUUUCACUUGUCCUCAGUGUGGAAAGGGUUUCAUACAAAAAGGAUUCCUGGAAGAUCACUUGAGAAUUCAUACAGGAGAGAAACCUUUCACUUGUACUCUGUGUGAAAAGAGUUUCACACACGCAUUCAGUCUCCGAGUCCAUGAGCGCACUCAUAAUGAAGAAAAAUUAUUUAACUGUAAUGACUGUGGAAAAGCAUUUGUUUCUGCAUUGAUCCUAAAAAGACACUUGAAAAUUCAUAUCAGUGAAAAGCCCUACACGUGUUCUGUUUGUGGAAGGAGAUUUACACUGAUUGAAUAUUUGAGAAAACACCAGAAAAUGCAUACUGAUGAGAAAACUCAUGUGUGCUCUGAGUGUGAGAAAACUUUUUUGACAUCCGAAGCCUUGGAAAAGCACCAAAGAGUUCAUACUGGAGAGAAACCAUACUCGUGUUCACAUUGUGGUAAGAAGUUCUCCUAUGCAGGUAACUGGAAAACUCACGAGAGAAUCCAUUCCGGAGAGAAGCCGUAUCACUGCCCUCAAUGUGGAAAGAGUUUCACCUCAUCAAUGGGUUUAACGAAUCAUACAAAAUCAUGUUGCUGAAAGUAGUCACCAAACUUAACUAAACAGCAGUGCUACAAACUGAUUUUUGUGGACAUUUCUCUUUCAUUCUCAAUGAAGCUCAGGUGAGCAAAAAAUAAAAUUCAUUCUUACUUUACUCGCUCUCAAUCCCACAUGAAUAUGACUUUAUUUUCUGCAAAAGAAAAGCUAAAUAUUUUGACAAUGUGCCAUUCUUACAGAUUAUUGAGGAAUGUUUGUAAUCAAAAUAGUUCAUCAGCCCAAUUUACUUUCAUAGUGUUUUUUUCCUACUAUGGAAGUGAAUGGGUCUCGUGAUUGGUUUGGUUACAAACAUUCCAAUCUUUAAAACGUCUUCCUCAAUAACUUUGUCAAUGGUCUCACAAGUGAAUACUGUAUGUUAUUAAUUAAGAGUCUGAUUAAAUGAAAUCCGUGACUGUUUAUUAGUUAAAUAUUAAAUAAUUGUGUUUCUGUCAUUCAUAUUUUCAAUCUCAUUACUUAACUUCUCUUUUAUGUUUCAUGUAUCACUCUGUUGUCUCUUCUCAUGUCAGCCCACAUAUGAUUUAUUAUAAAUGACCUAAUAAAAUAAUUCAAAUCAA
This is a messenger RNA of Misgurnus anguillicaudatus (oriental weatherfish), 1900 nucleotides long. RefSeq lists its product as uncharacterized. Gene Ontology annotation, cellular component: nucleus. Gene Ontology annotation, biological process: regulation of transcription by RNA polymerase II. NCBI's taxonomy places the organism in Eukaryota, Metazoa, Chordata, Actinopteri, Cypriniformes, Cobitidae. Gene Ontology annotation, molecular function: RNA polymerase II cis-regulatory region sequence-specific DNA binding; DNA-binding transcription factor activity, RNA polymerase II-specific. The record is from RefSeq and is a predicted model, not a curated record.